Messenger RNA from Effrenium voratum, 1670 nucleotides. The record is from the annotation of a GenBank genome assembly. NCBI's taxonomy places the organism in Eukaryota, Dinophyceae, Suessiales, Symbiodiniaceae.
GCAUGGACUGCCCAUACCUGGGCACCAUCAACAGGCACGUCCUGGACUUUGACUUCGAGAAGCUGUGCUCCAUGACGCUGUCCGGGGACAACGUCUACUGCGACCUGGUGGACGGGAAGUUCUUCCAGGGCCGUGGCAAGGAGACCCCGGCCUACCGGCACGCGCUCGAGAAGGGCCACUACGUUUGGAUGAACUCUGCAGAUGGGAAGGUGUACUGCAUACCUGACGGCUACGAGGUGGUCGAUAAGUCUUUGGAGGACAUCAAGUACAACUUGAGCCCAAGCUUCGACGAGGAGGAGAUUGAGUACAUGUCCACCCGGGUGAGGUAUUCCAAGGCGCUGGACGGUACGGACUACAUCCCCGGCUGCAUUGGUCUGAACAACAUCCAGGAUUCCGACUAUCAGAACGUCAUCAUUCAAAUGCUGUGCACCGUGAUCCCUCUGCGGAACUACUUGCUGGGCUAUCAGCCGCCUACGGAGAAAAAGCCGGACCCUGUCUUGGCGACGGUUUCGCAGCUCUUCCGGAAGAUGUACAACCCCAGGAACUUCAAGGGGGUGGUCUCACCGCACGAGUUCUACCAGGCGGUGGGUCGCGUCACGCAGAAAAAGUUCUACGCAAAGCAGAUGGACCCGGUGGCCUUCUUCAGCUGGCUCAUGGGGUACCUCCACAAGAAGACCAAGGACAAGAAGGGGGAUUCCCUGAUUCACGACGUUUUCCAGGGCGAAGUGCAGGUGAAGCUGUGCCCGGCUCAUGAAGAGUCCCGGAUCACAGAGUCCAAGGAGAAGACCAUCUUCAUGACGCUGGAGCUGCCAGAUGAGCCACUCUUCAAAGAUAACUUGGAUUUCAUCCCCCAGGUGCCUUUGUUCAACCUGCUCGAGAAGUUCAACGGGGAGAAGCCCUUCGAGAAGAUUGCCAAAGGCGGUGAGUCUCGCGAGAUCCGAAGGUAUAGCUUGCGGCGGCUGCCGCCCUAUGUGUGCUGCGUGGUGAAGCGCUUCAGAAACAACAACUUCUUUGUGGAGAAGAACCCCACCAUCGUCACCUUCCCAUUGAAAGGCCUGGACCUCCGGGAUUACAUCCAUCCGGAUUGCCAGCCGGCGAAUCCGGAGACCAAGUAUGACUUGGUGGCCAACGUUUGCCACGACGGAAAGCCUGAGAGAGGAACCUACAAGGUGCAGGUCUUUCAUCAACCGACCUCCCAGUGGUUCGAGAUCCACGACCUGCGAGUCACGCCGGUACUGCCGCAGAUGGUGGCUCUCACUGAGAGCUACAUCCAGAUCUAUCAGCGACAGGAUGUCAAGCCGGACGGCUCUUUCGGCAAGUUCGAUGCUGAGAUCCCGGAUUUGUUGGCGGAGGCGGAGCCCGGCGUCGCGGCAGAGAUCGAGAUGGCCCCCGAGGACUUGGCGGAAGCCGGUAUCAUCAUCGGCUGAGGGUGGCAAGCAGUGUGGCUUUGGACGGGCAGUGGCAAAUGGCCGUUCCGUGGGCUGAGAACACACAUCAUUCAGACAGUUUUCCAGAGGUGUGGAAAGAGGAAAGGGUAUGCGCCGCCUUACCAUUGGUGCCAUGCCUUGUGAUCUAUGCCACACAUCGAUGCCGCUGGGAACGAGUGCAGAAGCUUCGAUGUCUAGAUGUGAGGUAUGAGACCUCUUAGAGCUGCGCGUGCCAGGAGAGGU